AUGGAUGCUUACUGUGAAAGACAAGGAAAAUCUUUAGCAUCACUUAGGUUUCUUUAUGACGGUGAACGUGUACAAAGUCACAAUACACCUGCAGAGUUGGAUAUGGAAGAUGGUGACUCUAUUGAUGUUAUGGUUGAACAAAUAGGUUUGUGA
Entrophospora candida is the source of this 153-nucleotide messenger RNA. Lineage: Eukaryota; Fungi; Glomeromycota; Glomeromycetes; Entrophosporales; Entrophosporaceae. The record is from the annotation of a GenBank genome assembly.